AUGUCCAUGUAUUCCCACCGCGGCAUGGGGGCCGUGCCCCCCAGCAAUUCCGCUCGCCUCAACGAGCUCCUCGAUCAGAUCAGGGCCGAGUUUGAUACCCAGCUGCGCCAGACGGAGAACUUUGAGCAUCAGAUUUCUGCACAAGUGAGCGAGAUGCAGCUCGUCAGAGAAAAGGUUUACGCCAUGGAGCAGACCCACAUGACUUUGAAGCAAAAAUACGAGGAGGAGAUCAGCAUGCUUCGACACCAACUGGAGGCCGCGCGUAAGGGCGCUCCUCCUACCGCUAUCCCCGGGCCUCCCCAGCAUGCCGGCCCCUCGCAGCAGCCUCCUUCGAUUGCCCCCGGCAAUGGCUUGUUCAGCGGCAUCAUGGCCGGUGGCAAUCAGGCUGGGCUUGCUCCUCCCCAGCAGCACCCUCCGCCCCAGGAGCAGCAGGUAGGACCUCAGCACCAGAUGGCUCAGGGCCCGCCUGGGCUCCCCGUCCCACCACCGCAUCCUAAUGCCCAGCAGCCUCCCUACCAGCAGGGCUACCCGCAGGGUCCCGUCUCCAACGGCAUGGGACCUCAGCCGCCCCAGAGCACCGCAUCUCCAGGACCCGGCAGGCGAGGCGUCGGCCGGCCCCCCAACGCCGUCGGCCCCGCGACGCCCCAGAUCAACACUCCCGUGCCCUACCCGGGAAACGCUCAGUCCCCCCAAGUCAGCCACCCGACCACCGACCACGCGCGCAUGGGCGGCCCGCGGCAACCGCCGGUCGGCAACGCGCUCGGUGAUCUCGAGGUUGAUGCGGUUGCGCCCCACAACAAGAAGACGGGCAGCGACUGGUACGCCAUCUUCAACCCCCAGGUCCAGCGCGUCUUGGACGUGGACCUGGUCCACUCCCUCACUCAUGAGAGCGUCGUGUGCUGCGUGAGGUUCAGCCACGACGGCAAGUACGUUGCCACCGGUUGCAACCGAUCCGCUCAGAUUUUCGACGUCCAGACUGGCGAGAAGGUCUGCGUUCUUGAGGACCACAACGCCCAGGACAUGCAGGCCGAUCUCUAUAUCAGGAGCGUCUGCUUCAGCCCGGACGGACGUUAUCUCGCUACUGGCGCGGAGGACAAGCUGAUUCGAGUCUGGGACAUUGCCUCCAGAACCAUUCGCAACCACUUUGCGGGCCACGAACAGGAUAUCUACUCGCUCGACUUUGCUCGCGACGGCCGCACCAUUGCUUCCGGCAGUGGCGACAGAACGGUGCGACUCUGGGACAUCGAGCAGGGCAGCAACACGCUGACCCUGACCAUCGAGGACGGCGUCACGACGGUGGCCAUCUCGCCCGAUACCCAAUACGUUGCCGCCGGCUCUCUGGACAAGAGCGUUCGCGUGUGGGACAUCCACUCGGGAUUCCUGGUGGAGCGCCUCGAGGGUCCCGACGGCCACAAGGAUUCUGUCUACUCGGUGGCCUUCUCGCCCAACGGCAAGGACCUUGUCAGCGGCAGUCUGGACCGAACAAUCAAGAUGUGGGAGCUCAGCUCUCCGCGCGGCGUCGGCAACGCAGGCCCCAAGGGCGGAAAGUGCGUCAAGACGUUCGAGGGCCACCGCGACUUUGUCUUGUCGGUUGCGCUCACGCCGGACGCCAACUGGGUGCUGUCGGGCUCCAAGGACCGCGGCGUCCAGUUCUGGGACCCGCGCACUGGAACGACGCAGCUGAUGCUCCAGGGCCACAAGAACUCGGUCAUCUCGGUGGCGCCCAGCCCUCAGGGCGGCUACUUCGCCACGGGCUCUGGCGACAUGAAGGCUCGCAUCUGGUCUUACCGCCCGUUCUAG
Molecule: messenger RNA, 1800 nt
Organism: Purpureocillium lilacinum
Lineage: Eukaryota; Fungi; Ascomycota; Sordariomycetes; Hypocreales; Ophiocordycipitaceae
Product: general transcription repressor
Cellular component (GO): nucleus
Molecular function (GO): protein binding
Source: RefSeq, a predicted model, not a curated record